Fragaria vesca subsp. vesca is the source of this 2764-nucleotide messenger RNA. RefSeq lists its product as uncharacterized. Bases 1610 to 2593 code for a protein of 327 amino acids. The record is from RefSeq and is a predicted model, not a curated record. Gene Ontology annotation, molecular function: zinc ion binding. NCBI's taxonomy places the organism in Eukaryota, Viridiplantae, Streptophyta, Magnoliopsida, Rosales, Rosaceae. The transcript has 2 exons.
AAAACCUAAUCCCUUCUCACUCUCACGAGCUCUCUCCCUCCAUUACAACCCCUUCAUAAUCUUCGAACCCAGACACAAAAAACCCAGAUUUAUAUAUCAAAUUAGUGAAUGAACGAUUUUGACGGCUGAGCCCGAUUAGUGGAUACCCCGAUUGGAAGACGGACGCAAAGAAAUCCCAAACGAUGGUCUGUUUUGAAUUUGAAAUUUGAGAUGUCUUGUUUUCUUGGGAUGUUUUCUGUUUCGGGUUUUGCACAAAGAUUAUGGGUUUGUUGAUUUGGGGCUUUAUUUAUUUCUGGGUUUUUGAGAAUCUCGUAUUGUUUUUGGUUUCUCUAUUGUAGUGGCUUUGUUUAUUCCUGGGAUUUGGGGCUUGUUUAUUUCUAGGUUGUCAUGUUAUGGUUAUGGGUUGGAAACUUCUGAUCUGGGGUUACGAGACUUAGGGUUUCCAUUUGUUUUUUAUGGUUGUGUGAUCUGUUUCAUAUAUAUUCCUGAAUUGAAUAUGUUGUGAGCUAUGGGUUCAUGAAUGUCCUGGGUUUGUGAGAUAUGGGUCCAUGAAUGUUCAGUGUGUUGGGUAGGUGAAAAGAUUUCGACUUGAGCAUUGGAACGUAGUGGUACUACCUUAUUCAAUUCGUGUAUAAUUGAAGCUAGCUAGUAGUGGUAUAAUUGAAGCUAGCUAGUAGUGGAACAAGGUAGGUGAAAAUUCGUGUAUAAUUGAAGCUAGCUAGCUAGUAGUGGUACUACCUUAUUCAAUACAUGAAAUUUAUGACGAUAGUAACUAGUUACUUAUCUAGUUCUGAAGAAUGAGCUUCGAUUCAUUCUCUAUAUCUACAUAUUACCUAUCUAGUUAUGAAAAAAAAAGUAACAUGACUACAUAUUAUAUCCCAGUCUCUAUAUCUAUUCAUUUCAGUUCAUAUGCAAAUUAAAUCAUAUGCAUGGUGUUCAGGGUAAGACCUAAAGAACAAUAAUUUCACUAGAGUAAGACACAAUACUAUAAUGUUGUCUGGAUAUUUAUUGUUACUGUGUGUUAUUUAUUGGUUUCCAUAUGUGGUUAGUUGUACUGUUCUGACUAUUUUAUUAUUUCUUCUGGACCAAAUACCUGCUUGGAGUCAAGUUGCUGCAAGCAACGUUGUCAUACAAGAGCUUUUUGAUUCUCCCAAAAAGAUUACUGAGCAUGGUGUGAAAAUUACUGAGCCUCAAGAAGGUGUGCUAACUCAAAGCUAGCAGGGCUCUGACCAUAGAUCCUACUAUUAAGGGAAAGAGGAAAUUGGAGGUUGAGUUGUCUGAAAGUGAUAGUGAUAACGAUGCAGGUUUAAGAGUGCAAGAUGUUGAUGCAGGUUUAUUGGCAUAUGUAGAUGGGUGGGAUGAAGAAGAUGAGGAUGAUGAAUCUGGAGGUGAUGCUAAGUUUACUGAAGAUGAGGAUAGUGAAGAUGAUGACUAUGAUCCUGCCAAAGAUGAUGAUGAUGUUGCAGCCUAUGGAGUUGAUGAUGACUUCUUGUUUGGUUGGUUAACAGAAGUUGAGGUUGGUGAAAAAAAUGAAGAGGGAGGUUCUUCUGCUGUUGCAUCCCAGAAAACUUAUACGGUUGAAGGACCAGAGGUUGAAGAUAGUGAGGCCAUGUAUGGGGAUAAAGAUUCUGAUAAGGAGGUAACUGGUUAUGAGUUAAAUUCUGAUGAUGAUGGAGAAGGACAUCAAUGGCCAGAAUUCAACCCCAAGACUGACAUGAAGAACCCACGGUUCUGCAAUGGUAUGUUAUUUGCUACCCCUAGGAUCCUAAGAGCUGCUAUAAGGGAAAGAGCAAUUCAGAAGGGUUGGGUGCCACUUUGGGAUAUGAAUGACAAGCGUAGGUUGAGGGCUAUAUGCCAAGCAGACAACUGUAACUACGAGUUAUAUGCAUCAAAGAUGCAACAUGAAGAUACAUUUCAAAUAAAAAGGUACCAGUCAAAGCACAGUUGCGAAAGAGUUCUUGAGAACCCUACUGUUAGAACCCCAUAUCUCAUUACAAGGUUUGCUAAUAUGAUACAACUUAAUCCUGACAUCAAAACAGCACUUAUGAACUCCAUGGCAGCUGAGGUGCAAGCUAAGGUGUCAUUUCAGCAAGCAUACAGGACUAAGAGCGCUGUUUUAGAACAACUAGAAAUGUCCAUAAAAGAACAAUAUGCUAGGGUGCAAGACUAUGCGCAUGAGCUGAGAAGGGACCCAGCAACCACUGUUGAUAUCAAAUGUGAUUUCAACAACGCUGAAAAGCUGCCAAUUUUUAAAAGAAUGUAUAUUUGCUUAGGAGCAUUGAAGAUGGGGUUUAAGAGUGGUUGCAGACCCAUUUUGGGACUAGAUGGCUGUCAUUUGAAAAGUGCAUAUGGAGGGCAGUUGUUGUUUGUAGUGGGGUUUGAUGCCAACAACACAACCUAUGUAGUGGCUUAUGCAAUGGUAGAGAUGGAGAGUAAGGAUAGUUGGAUAUGGUUUCUACGGUUGUUGGAGAAGGAUCUUAAUAUCACUGGAGAAGGAAAUGGAUUUACAUUCAUUUCCGACAAGCAAAAAGGGUUGCUUCCUGCAUGUGAAUCGAACAAGUCCUCCCUCUUGCUGAUCAUAGGUUUUGUGUGAGACAUCUAUGGACCAACUUCAACAAGUUGUUUCUUGGAAAACCAAUGAAGGACCAACUUUGGGCAAUUGCUAAAUCUUAUUACUUGAAGGAGAUGGUGAUGAUUAAGGAGAUGCAAUCAGAUGCAUAUGACUGGUUAACUGGUAAGUGUCUUCAGCAAAUGUAUGUGUUUA